Erigeron canadensis is the source of this 1332-nucleotide messenger RNA. Its product is annotated as adenylate isopentenyltransferase 3, chloroplastic-like. NCBI's taxonomy places the organism in Eukaryota, Viridiplantae, Streptophyta, Magnoliopsida, Asterales, Asteraceae. The transcript has a single exon. Gene Ontology annotation, biological process: tRNA modification; cytokinin biosynthetic process. Gene Ontology annotation, molecular function: tRNA dimethylallyltransferase activity. The record is from RefSeq and is a predicted model, not a curated record. Bases 94 to 1068 code for a protein of 324 amino acids. Gene Ontology annotation, cellular component: mitochondrion.
UUUCCCUCAAUAUUCAAAUAUUCUCCCGCCGAUCUAAACAUACAUACAUACACCAUUUGCCACCUUAAUAUUGCGAAUAGUAAAUCACAAUUAAUGAUGAUGUGCAAAGCUCAAGCAUCCUUGCUACAAAUACCCAUGAAGUUAUCUUUGAUCCGGCGCCGUCCACAAAAGGAAAAAGUUGUGGUGGUGAUGGGUGCCACCGGUACGGGAAAAUCAAGAUUAGCCAUCCAUCUUGCUACCCGAAACAACGGUGAGAUCAUAAACUCGGACAAAAUGCAAGUUUAUGAAGGUUUAGACAUUGCUACCAACAAAGUAACCGAUGAAGAAUGUGAAGGUGUACCUCAUCACCUUAUUGGGAUCGUGGAUCCUAAUGCUGAUUUCACGGCCAGUGAUUUCAUUAGAACUUCAUCACUGGCCAUGAAAUCUAUUGUUGGUAGAGGAAAACUCCCUAUUAUCGCCGGUGGGUCGAAUUCUUUCAUUGAAGCAUUAAUUGAUGAUAAGAAUUAUGAGUUUAGAUCAAGGUACGAUGUUUGUUUCGUAUGGGUUGAUGUUGCAAUGCCGGUUUUACAACAAUUUGUUUCGGGACGUGUUGACAAAAUGGUUGACGCAGGGUUAGUGGAAGAAGUGAGAAAAUUUUUUAACCCUAACUCGGAUUACUCCAAAGGAAUACGACGAUCCAUUGGAGUACCUGAGUUCGAUUCUUUUUUCCAUUCGGAAUACUCAUCUUCCAGUGAUGAAAAAACUCGUGCCAGAUUACUAGAAUCCGCUAUUAAUAAAGUAAAGAUCAACACAUACAAACUUGCAUGUAAACAAGUACAAAAAAUUCGUCGGUUGCAAAACGUUAAAGGGUGGAAAAUUCACCGGAUAGACGCAACUAAAGUCUUUCAACAAAAAGAACAAAACACUGAUGAUGCAUGGGCUAAGCUUGUGGCGGCACCCAGUGCCGCCAUCAUCAAUGACUUCAUUUGCAAUAACUCUUCGGAUUUUACUUCCGCAACACUUGAUGUUCACGGCAUGAUGUUUGAAGAGCUGGGGAAAUCAACACCGGUGGCAGCCCUUACUUGCUAGGUAUACCAAAAGGAAAUUAUUCGAUGACCAAUUUGCACAAAAUUAAAUUAUAUUGGAAUUUUGCCCUCGAAUAUAUCUUACGUAGUUAAUGUUUGUACUUUACUAUAUAAUUUUGCAUGUUGUUUUGGGUAGAAUGACUGAAAUGCCCAUGUAAAGUAGGAAUGAUAAUAAUUGGGUGAAAUUAUUUAUAUUAGUAUGACAGUGGAUGUUGAUCUGUUAAAUGGAUGUAUACAAAAUAUUAUACAAUGAAUCUAUGUUUCUGUA